AUGGCAUUCGAGAUCUACAUCCCCUUAUCCCUCACCUUCCAAGACUAUAUUGGAGUUUCCCAAUGCGCUCGAACGCUAGCUGAUGGCUACGAUCGAAAGGACAAAUCCCGCGUGAGAGCCUCUCUAGCUCCUACCAUAAUUGUCGAUUAUAGCAAAGUUGUUCCACAGUGGGGUCGCAAAAUCUUUGCCGCGGAUGUAUUUGUCGAGGAGUGGCUGGGACCGGCGCACCUCGGAGUUAAGGCAUUAGCAACGCAGCAUCUACUCGGAGCACCCUAUUUCAAAUCCGUCACGGCCGAGAAGAUCGUGGUCGAGUGGCAGCAACUAGCGAGCCAUGGACGCCGAAUCGAGGGAGAGGACUUUGCUCAUCCGAUGUGCAGGAUUGGGGAGAGCUCAGAUGGAAGGAGCUGGAUGCAACAGACCUUUGUGAGAGUAGAUGGGCAGUGGCGCAUUUGUGAGAUUCGACCCGAGGUUCUGUAUCAUACUGGUGAUUUCUUGAACGUCGGACGACCGGAUGGGGUGUGA
This is a messenger RNA of Penicillium daleae, 522 nucleotides long. Its product is annotated as NTF2-like protein. The record is from RefSeq and is a predicted model, not a curated record. Lineage: Eukaryota; Fungi; Ascomycota; Eurotiomycetes; Eurotiales; Aspergillaceae. The transcript is spliced from 2 exons. The coding region runs from base 1 to 522 and encodes 173 amino acids. Gene Ontology annotation, biological process: melanin metabolic process. Gene Ontology annotation, molecular function: scytalone dehydratase activity.